GCUUCUUGUUCUGGACGAGAUGGACCAGCUGGACAGCAAAGCUCAGGACGUCCUCUACACCGUCUUCGAGUGGCCGUACCUGCCGAAGUCUCGCCUCUGUCUCGUCGGUAUCGCAAACGCUCUGGAUCUGACCGACCGCAUCCUGCCCCGACUGCAGGCUCGCCCUCGCUGUCGGCCCCAGCUGCUACACUUCCCUCCCUACAGCCGGCAGGAGCUCGCCGCCAUCGUGCAGGACCGACUCUCGCAGGCGUCGGCUGAAGGGAUCCUGGACGCCUCGGCGGUUCAGUUCUGCGCCAGAAAAGUGUCGGCGGUGUCGGGAGACGCCCGCAAAGCUCUGGACAUCUGCAGGCGAGCUGUCGAGGUCGUGGAGUCUGACGAGAGGAAGAAAGCGUCGGAUCCUAAAGCUGACGGUGAAGCGUCGCGGGUCAGCCUCCCUCAGGUCGCGCGGGUGCUGUCGGAGGUUUACGGGGACCGGAUGGCGUCUCAGUGCGGCGGCGGCGGCUCUGACGGAGAGAGUUUCCCGCUGCAGCAGAAGCUGCUGGUCUGCUGCCUGCUGCUGCUCACGCGCAGCGGAAAGAGCCGAGAGGUCGUCCUCGGGAAG
This is a messenger RNA of Plectropomus leopardus (leopard coralgrouper), 601 nucleotides long. NCBI's taxonomy places the organism in Eukaryota, Metazoa, Chordata, Actinopteri, Perciformes, Serranidae. The record is from RefSeq and is a predicted model, not a curated record.